AUGGAUGCCCGGCUUGUGAAGAUUGAUUCCAGCGACGAAAGCUCCUUCAUUAAUACCUUGGCUCCAGAUUCGAGUGUCACGUGGGGCUACUGGAUUGGCCUGACUGAUGUUGACAUGGAAAAUCAUUGGAAAUGGUCUGACGGAAGUCCAUUGAACGCGUACAUGUAUGAGAACUGGGGAACUGACGAGCCAAAUAAUUUCCAGGUCGAGGAGGAUUGUGUAACUAUAUAUGAAGAAGUGUGGUUAGACGUACCUUGUGAUUUUAAGGCUAAGUUCAUUUGCGAGAAAGAAAAAGAAGCUUAA
Orbicella faveolata is the source of this 303-nucleotide messenger RNA. Its product is annotated as CD209 antigen-like protein C. The record is from RefSeq and is a predicted model, not a curated record. NCBI's taxonomy places the organism in Eukaryota, Metazoa, Cnidaria, Anthozoa, Scleractinia, Merulinidae.